AUGGCCACCAUCAAUAUAGCACGGCGAGACUCAGCCAGCUCUAUGAGCGGUGUCGCCCUCGCCGGCGUUCUCAUAGGAGCCACGCUAGUCCUCAUAUUAUCGCUGGUUCUGUUUUCGAGGUACGAGAGCUGGGCAAAAAAGCGGAGGAAAAGACCACAGCGGACUCCAGCGACGAGCGAUGAUGACGACGUCGCACCAGUAUCCUGGGCCGGGCUGCUGUUCAGCAAUGCAAGGAGUCGACAUAAACCAAGCCUUGCCAAGCUGCAUCCCCAAGCCCUCUCGAUGGUUGAGACCGACUCUUUGAGAAUCAAGACGCAUGUCAAGCGCGCGGAAGACAGCCAGGCUACGGUGCCCACAACCUUCCUCACCGUCGCCAUUAUCGUCAUCGAGGCAAACGGGAUCAUGCUGAUCUGA
This is a messenger RNA of Truncatella angustata, 414 nucleotides long. RefSeq lists its product as uncharacterized. Lineage: Eukaryota; Fungi; Ascomycota; Sordariomycetes; Amphisphaeriales; Sporocadaceae. The record is from RefSeq and is a predicted model, not a curated record. Bases 1 to 414 code for a protein of 137 amino acids. The transcript is spliced from 2 exons.